Eurytemora carolleeae is the source of this 3479-nucleotide messenger RNA. RefSeq lists its product as uncharacterized. The record is from RefSeq and is a predicted model, not a curated record. The transcript has 3 exons. NCBI's taxonomy places the organism in Eukaryota, Metazoa, Arthropoda, Copepoda, Calanoida, Temoridae. Bases 113 to 3208 code for a protein of 1031 amino acids.
CCCGCGGCAUAUCGAAUAGAAAUCGUGUGAGCGAAACAAACAAAGAUUUUCAAAGCAAUCUGUUAUGUUUAGAAAGGACUAAAACUACAACUACUUUUUAUCCUUCUUUAAAAUGUCGGAAGAUAUGUCUAAGACUGAGAAGGAACGGCAGCUGGACGAAAAAAUAAAAGCUAUGAGAGCCAAGAAUGCAAUGGCUAUGGAGAGAAAGAAAGAAGUGGAUAAAGAUAAACAGCUUGCAGAGAUCAAUAGAUCGAGUGUUACGUCCGUAAUUAAAUCUAAAUAUGAAUCAGAUUCAUAUUUUCCUCCUGAUAGACUGAAAACUAAGCAGAGAACUGCAUCUGAAGAAGUUCCAGAAACGAGAAAAGAAAGUUCAAGGCGCACUGGAGGAAGGUUUGGAGACACUGAGGGGCCUCCACCUGACCCUGGAUACAGGUUUCUAGCGGAUAGGAUGAGAGAAGAGGAGAUCGAGGAAUCAUUCCGUAAAGGUCGGGAUACAGGCCGAACUACUGGAUCGGGAUCUAAAGCAUCUAAGCCAUCAACUGGUAAAUCUGUUAAGGACAGGUUGUCUAACUCUACUUCUAAUAGAAAUGAAGAGAGGGGAAGAGAAAGGAAGCAGGAAGAAGAUGAUAUAGUUGUUAUACUGGAAAAGGACAGGUUUGGUCGAAUUCAAAAUCAUUCGUCUCCUCAAUCCUCAAGAGUUGAAGAUCGUAGAACUGUGAUGAGAAAACAAACGACUGGAGCCAGUACUGCGAUCUCCAAAGAUGUGAAACCUACUAAGAUUAAAAGUUUAUUUGACGAUGAUGAUAAGUAUGUGCCGAAAGAAAAAUGGAUUAGUGAAGAACCCAAGGGUCUAGUAACUCCUCGAAAAAUCGAAGAUCAAAGUGGAAAGAUCACUAUUACAAGAACAGUUGAAAACUUUAAACCCACCAGAGAACCUGAACCUUACAGGGAGAAAAGUAUUCCUCCAAGGUUUGAUAAACGAAGUGAGCGAAGUCCUAGUUUCUCCGGGGACUCAACACAGGAGGAUUUUAGUGUUAGUGAGGUAGCCUGGCAGUGUAGUGAUCCUGCCUGCAACAGAACGAAUCUCCCAGGAACAUUUCAAUGUUCUCACUGUAAACUCGCUUACGUUAAAUCUAAUGAAUACAAGAACAGUCUGGCCUGUGAAAAGUAUAAGCAGGAGUUUACUAGGAAACCUAAACCUAACCAAUAUUCCAACGGUGGGAAUCCUCCAAUUCCUCAACCCUUGUUCCAACCCGAAGCUCAGCUAAGAGAAUGGAAGCCUGAACCUGUGGAGAUGGUUGCAUAUGGAAACGAGUGGAAUCCUGGUCUGAGCAUGAAUCAAUGGCAAUUGUCUCAGGACCUGAUGAUGGCCCAGCAGUAUAGUAUGAUGGUUAACACAGUUCCUGUUGCUAGUUUUCAACCCCCUCCUCCUCAACCCUUCUAUACCCCUACUCAGAUACAUCCUGCUCAGCAGUAUUAUUCCCAACCAGAGUACAUAAGUAACCCGUAUCCUACAGGUCCUCACUUCUCUACCUACCAGGCUCACAACGCUACAAACUUUAAUCCAUCUGCUCAAUCUUUUAUUCCUACCAGUGAACCUGCCCCGGGUCCAAUAUUCCAGACACCUCCCCCUGCCAUUCAUUCAGGGUUACGUAUUCCUUCUCAUCCUGUGAGACCUCCACCUAAUUCAGUUAAACCCCUAGAUCCUAACCUACUCAUUUCUCUGAAGAGUCCUCCUAAACCUUUAGCAUUUAAUCGUGGACAAGAGCCGAGAAAACAGUUCUCCGACGGCACCUAUAGAAACUAUGAGGAGAGUUCUCUAAGCUCUCGACUAACUGAUAAGAAUUCUCAGAACAGUAGAUUACCACCGCGGUUUAAUAAGAACAAGGACUACACUAGUACCGUGAAACCUCCUUCUAUGGUUGAGAUGCAGAGUGGAUCACUGAAGAAAGGUUCUGCUCCUCUCCCUCCUCCAGCUAACAAAGGGAACGGACUGCUCGUUUUUGGGACCUCUAAUGUAAUGAACCACCUGGAUACUCUGAAAAUGUCUAAGAUGUGUAAGUUACCCGUACGACUAGUUGCAGCCAUGAAGCUGGAAACCUUUGAAGAGAAAGUACAGGAGGUCAAUCCGUCCAGAGAUUGGUUGGUUCUCAUCCACGGACUAGGUAAUGAUGCUCGAAAUAUUGCUCUGCGCCGGAAUAGCGAUCAAGAGAAGGCGAAGGAAGCAGACGAAGUGGCAAACAAGUUUUGCGACUUGAUCGAGGACAAAAUUCUCAGUGUUUCCUCUCAUAUCUGUGUUCUCAUAUCAAUGCUUCUGCCCCGAUGUGAUUUCCAGGAGAGGUCCGGAAUGUCCAACCCGAACAAUGUGAGGAAAGUGAUCAAUGUACAGAUAACCUCAAGGUUGUAUGAGAACUCUCGUGUAACCUUGAUCAACUCCGACCCAGUGCUAGUCUGGGAUCAGGACGAAGAAAAGAAGAAGAACCUCAUGCAGUCUGAUGGAUAUCACCUGACGCAAGUUGGAUUUGACCUUAUGGUUGAAAACUGGACUAAAGUACUCUCUAAGCAUUUGAACUUGAAGGUUCCAACGAAAAGUGUAACUUCUCCAUCAUAUGAAGAAAUCCAGAAUCCUCUACUUGAGGAAGAAUCAACCUCAAUCUCUACAGAGGAAGAAGUUGUAGAAUCGGUACCUGAUCCUUUUGAAACCUAUACAGCCCCCUCGGCCGUCCUAUCUCCUAAGACUAAGUUGGAUGGGGAGGAUGUAGAUCUAGAGAGCUCUAAUGAUGAUUGGGAUGAUGACUCAAUACCCAACCUAGAAACUGUCCCACAUAAGUCGGAUGAUGUAAACACUGAUCAAGACCCUACAGCUGCCCCAAUACCGUUCUUCAAUGGGAUAUCUCACUCGGAGAACGGUGACGGUUUUAUUGAGGAUGAUUACUGUGGAGAUGGGGUUGAGAGAUUAGGACCCUUGCCCAGUCUUAAUCUAGUUUCAAGUGGACCAGAGUCAGACUUCGGCCCAGUUUCAGGACUUUACAUGGAGGACAGCUACCUACCUGAGAGUAUAGAGACCCUCUCAAUAUCUCGUAUAUCUACUCAGAUUAAGGAUUUAUCUGCUGAUUCACUACUCUCGGAACCUAUCCAAGAGGAGCUGAUAAAAGCCAAGAGUCUGAUAGAUCAAGUUCAGAUUGAACAGAAGACUGAACUAGCAUAAUCUGUAUUUUUUUUCGGUGCUUUUAUCCUUUCAGUCUUAUUUAACAUUUUUAUAUCUUGGGGUUUUGGGGUUUGCGCUAAAAUUAUAAAAAUAUCCGUGGUUUUUUCUGUCUGAAAAUCCUGUUUCAAUUGCCGUUUCUCUAUUUAAAAUGAUUAGUAGAUUUAUACGGUAGAGAUGAUUUAUCUAAUCUGACAUUCUCAUUGUGAUUCUUUAAAUUGAAGGGAUCGUCGCAAAAAUCAGGUGGAUAGUCCCCGAUCUUUCACGCGGAAAU